Messenger RNA from Dermacentor albipictus, 4248 nucleotides. NCBI's taxonomy places the organism in Eukaryota, Metazoa, Arthropoda, Arachnida, Ixodida, Ixodidae. The record is from RefSeq and is a predicted model, not a curated record.
ACUACCCAUUUCCGUUUCCGGACAAUGGCGGGAUGUUUUCUGGUUUGAUGUCUUCGUCGUCUGUACACGCCUUUGUUCUCGUAUGCAAGGGUCACUCUUUCACCUUAAAUCUAAGGUGGUAACUUGUAUGUGAUUGUGAGCUUGCCGGCGCUCAAUACCCCCACGAUGGAGGAAAUAGUGGGCAAAGUAGGAAAUGUUGUCUUCGAGCUGGAGAUGGCCCUGGAGCAACAACUCGGCGCGCUGCCGCUACCGUUCCCUGGUAUGGACAAGUCCGGAGCAGCCGUGUGCUGCUUUUACGUGCAGGGAAACUGUAGCAAAGCAUCUGCAUGCCCUUUUAGGCAUGUUAAAGGGGACCGAACAGUGGUCUGUAAGCACUGGUUGCGAGGUCUUUGCAAGAAAGGAGAUCAAUGCGAGUUUCUCCACGAGUUCGACAUGACGAAAAUGCCAGAGUGCUACUUCUAUUCUCGUUUCAACGCGUGUAGUAACAAAGAGUGUCCAUUUCUGCACAUAGAUCCCGAAGCGAAAAUCAAAGAUUGUCCUUGGUAUGACCGAGGCUUUUGUCGGCACGGCCCGAACUGUCGCCAUCGACACACACGACGCGUCAUGUGCAUUAACUACCUUUGCGGAUUUUGUCCCGAUGGACCUGAGUGCAAAUUUAUGCAUCCGAAGUUUGACUUACCCAUUCAGGAUCCAGCACAGCAAGCGAAGAAGGCCAACAUUGUAUGCCAUUAUUGCGGUGAGGCAGGACAUAAAGCAAUAUCCUGCCACAAAAUGCCGGCUGAACUGCGGGAAGAGCAGCAGCACACUCGUAUGCAGUUCCACAAUCACUAUGGUGGAAUGCACCGACGUGAUCACGAAGACGGCGGGGGCGCAAACGCUGGUGGACAACGAGGCUUUAGACCACUGGAUCAAGUUACUUGCUACAAGUGUGGGGAGAAAGGACAUUAUGCCAACAAAUGCCCGAAGGGACAUUUAGCUUUCCUUAGCAGUGCACUUCAAAACACACCGAACGUGUAGGCAUGUUAGUGUGCAUCAGUACAGAAAUGCUUGCAUCAGAUGCAGUAUGUGUCACUGCAUCAGAUGUUCAGUUUCCUUUUUCCUGUAAACCUCUCCAUCAAGUCCUCACAUUUGAAUGAUUGCACUUGACUACAAAGACCAGGGAGAGAGUAUGUCUGUUCUCAUCACAAACAUAUUGUCAGUCAUCGUGUAUGCAAGCGUAAAAUUUGACAUGCCCUUUGCCAAAUUUUGCUAGACAUUUGCCUGUGAUGGUCGAAGUCAAAACUUUAUUGCAAAGGUGGUACAGCACCAAGGAACUCUAUACCAGUGGAGUUAGGCACGCAGACAAACUUGUCUGCUAGUUGUGUAUGCGUGGCCAACUCUGCUGGUUGAUUGUCCUUUGCAGUGGAGAUGUUAACAGCUUCCUGUAUGUAUAAAUUGAGUGCGUGAUGUUUUACUGAUGCAAAGUGCAUUGCACUUCACCAGUUUUCAGUCCUCUUUGAUACCAUUUUUUUUUAGUAUUACUUUUUGUUUAUAGGCAUACUGGAAUUAAGUGCCACACCACUGUUGUAAAUGCUUGAUUGUGUGAAUGAGAUGUUAUGGUUGAACCUAUAGGCACUGCAAAGUUGCCAUGAUUGUCUGGAACUGUGCAUGAAAUGCCCGUGGUGUGAAGUGUCACUUUGAAGUGUAUUGCCAGAUGGGUUGGACACAAAAGCGGACAAGGCCAGGGUGUCGUUACACCUUGUUUACAACAAAUAAUUUUUGUUUUCUUGCUUGAUACUUGGAGAAAGCUGUACAGAAAGCUUUCCCAAGUUUUACUGGUUGCCAUCUGUGUUUAGUACACAAGGUUCUUGUGCUUCCUGCAGAUACUUGGUUUACAUUUAUUUCCAUUCACAUUUUCUUGCUAAGAUCAUGCUUUUGCAGUUUAGCACCUGAAUUCCAGUAGACAUGCAUGAGUUUGUAUAUCAUCCAGCCAAUGAACACUGAAGCCUAUGGGAAUUCACCACUACCACAUGCAAAUCCUCAGUGACAAUAAUAGAGUUGUUGGUCAUUAAGUUGAAAACUUACAAAUGAUCAUUGAGAGCAGCUUUUGGCAUUGCAUGUUAAACAUUCAAAAGAAAUAGCAUUUUGAAAUUCUGUUACAUGUAAAACAGUACUGAAUUUGUAGUAAAAUAUUGACCAUGGCACAAUUUUUCGGAAUUCUUGCUCUCUAGAUGAAAUGACAGCUGUGCAGACUGUCAGAUAAAAAAAAACCUCCACUUUGCUUUUCUUCAUGGCUUUUUUGUUCAUGUAUUGGUGUUUGCACCUUUCCUUUUUUCUUUACUGUGUGUCUAUAAUGUAAAUGAGUGGUCUUUCAGGAUGGUUCAGUGCCUACAUGGGGUAGAACUGAUCAUCACUAGUGUGUAUCGCUAAUGGUUACAUAUAGGGGCCUGCAAGCCCAGGCUAGUGUGCUGUAUGCAAUUCCACGGUAUACAACCAUUUAUUGAGAGUGCACAUUUUUGCAACUUUGUGCUGAUGCCAGUUCAAGCGGGCCUGGACACUUCCCAGAAUAAACAUUGGAGGUUAGCACAUAGGUUUGUGGAGAAUUACACAUGCAUUACACACACAACAUUGUCAUUUGUCUCUGUUUGUAAGACUGUUAAGGCAUGCAUGUGUAAGCGUGCCUGUUGCCUUCACCUUGUGAAUGCAUUUGUCAAGUCUUUGCCACCAGGUUGUACAUGAGGAUUUCUGCCUCGCACUGUAGACCCAUGAGGCAAGAAAAGGUUUUUUGGCAACAAGGUGGAACAUCCUGGUUUUCUGCUGUUGGGCUAGUUUGUACAUGGUGUUAAAAAGAAAAGCAGUGCAAAAAGCAGGACAAGAAAGAGAGACGCUGUCUCGUUGUUUCUGUCUGUCUUUCUUCUUCUGUUUUUUGCAGUGUUUUCAUUCUUAAUAGCAUUGGUGGCACCUGUGGUCAGCGUCAGGUUGAGAGUGCAGUGGUGUAAAUUCCCCUCAAAGUUAACAUAUACCAGCAAAUCAACUCAUCUGAUUUUACAUUCAUUUCACUCCCUGCAGUCCAUGGCCUGUGCCUUUGCCUUAUUCAGGCAAAUUGAAUGCGAUUAGUAGGUGUUGAAUAUUGAAUCGAAUAUUGAACAAACGCAGACUCGUAUAUGUACAGCAGGAAUAUUUAUUUUGCUAUAAUUAGGCACCACACCUGUACUGACUAGUGCCAAGAAACAGCCUUAUUAUCAGGGAUAGAUAAUCAGUUUGAAACACAAGAUCACAAUUGGUCAUUAAAGAAGCUGCAUGAGCAGCCUUCCAACAACUUUAAAACCUGGUCGCAAACAAACUUUCCGAGAAAAAAUGGCUACUGUUACAACUAGUUUUCCAAAAAUGCUAAAUAAAUGGUUACUGAAAUAAAGAUUGGAAGUGGUGGAAAAGGAAAAAAAAAAAACUGCUGAAGGACUCCUGUGCUGUAGAUACAUGUAAUAGGGCCUGUUUUAGGGAAAACAAUGGAGGUUGUAGCCUAACAGAUAAAAGUGCUACAUGCCUAAACUGGAAAACACUAAUGACAGACUACAAGAAACAGUCACAGGUUGUGUACGCUUCUGCCGCGAAGCCAUUUGUGGUUGUCUUAACUUAUAAUGAUUUGUUUAACGGAUGCAGAACAGUAACCAAACUAACAUUCAGCUGUGAAACGUUUGGUUAGUUUCGAUAUUCGAAAUUAUCGAAGAGUUUCUGUUCUUAACAUAAAUAGUUUAUGGUAUUCGAUGCAUAUUCUAAAUUUAAAAUAUUCUCCCACCUUUAGUUUUCAGAGAGCACAGAGGGAGGGAAAGGAGGCAUGCAGUAGUAGGAAGGGCCUCUCCUAUUUUAAAACGAUAGCUUUUAAGGGCCCAAUUAGACAGAAGAUACAGUGGUGGCAGCGUUGUUUGUGUCUUGGACAUGAGUGAAAACUCCCAGUGGAAAUAAAAAUUAAUGAAAUUUUUCGACUGGUCAGAGAAUGUUUGCAUUAAUGCCAAGUUUUUCAGGGAGGUUCCUGUAUCCAAAGGAAACUAAUUGAGCUGAAAAGAAAAUUGUGUUUCGGUGGAAACCGAACCCAGGACCUUGGGAAUGUGAAACAGCCACGAAGGCUCAUUGGUUCAGGUGUGUUAGAGGUGGUCAUAGUAAAUGCUUUGUGGUCUUUGACUCGGUAAAGUUUCUUAGAAAAAUGUACUGUUGUGUGGACGGUAAUUAUGUGUAUUGUAAUUAAGAAAGGGCUAAUUAGGCUGAAGUGAG